Messenger RNA from Mytilus trossulus (common blue mussel), 3023 nucleotides. RefSeq lists its product as uncharacterized. The transcript has 2 exons. The record is from RefSeq and is a predicted model, not a curated record. The coding region runs from base 1 to 2955 and encodes 984 amino acids. NCBI's taxonomy places the organism in Eukaryota, Metazoa, Mollusca, Bivalvia, Mytilida, Mytilidae.
AUGAAAUGUACCGACGAAUAUGAUCCUAUCAGUAAUAGACAGCGCAUGCGGGGAUGGGGAGGUUGUGGUAUUUUAUGGAGAGCACAUUUAGACCAAUUUGUGAAAAUUCAUAAUGAUGGUAAUGAACGUAUUUGUGUUAUAACUUUAGACACUAAGCCAAAACCAAUUUGUAUUGUGGCCGUAUAUAUGCCCUGUACUGGUAGUAAGGAAUAUGACCGAAAAUAUGAGCAAUGUUUUGAUGAGAUAAGUGAAUUAACUAUUAAAUUUGCAGAUCAUACCAUAAUAGUGCUAGGUGAUUUAAAUGCCUCAUUGAUUCGUAAACAGAAAACUACAAGAGACAAAGUGUUUUUAACAUCAAUACAGGAAAUAAACUUAUGUGUACCAAGGAAUUAUCCUUCUAGUCAUACUUUUUUUCACCAUAAUGACAAAGCUUCGUCACAAAUAGACUAUAUUUUAGCUUUUAAUGAUAAUAACUUUUUUACUAAGACAGAUAUAUAUUGUAUGUCGCCGUUAAAUUUGUCAUCUCAUGUGCCAGUGACCGCCAACUUUAUCUGUAAUUUAUAUGCGUCAGAAAAGAAUGAUGUAGUCAAUACUGCUACGACGAAUAGAAUCAACUGGGAGAAAUGUGAUACGUUGAAGUACCAAAGGCUACUUGAUGAAAAAUUUAAUUCCUUAGAUAUUACAUCUGGAACUUUAGAUGAACAAUUUCAAAAUGUGGCUGAUAUUUUUAAAACGAGUGCAGAGGAAUCUUCAGAGGAGGUUAAAAAACGUAGGGUUCGAAAAUUAAAACCGUGGCCUAUAAAUUUGAGAAGUCUAUGUCAUGACAGUAAACAAGCAUAUAAUAUUUUUAAACAAGAUGGGGGAAAUAAAUGUGAAACUAACGCUCUAUGGGUGAACUGUAAAGUGGCUAAAAAGAAACUUCGACAAGCUCAGAGGCAGCUGGAUGCGAAUAAUAGAUAUAAACUGUACUAUGAAAUAAUGGACUCGUAUACUUCAAAUCAGAAGCUCUUUUACAAACUUAUUAAUAUUCAAAGAACUGGACAAGUUAAGAAACUGACUAAAUUAGUUAUUGAUGGCAUAAAUCUUGAGUCCUCAGAAGAAAUAAGGGAUGGAUGGGCCUCGUAUUUCGAAAAAUUAAGUACUUUAUCUACAAGUUCAUCAUUUUGUGAUCAUCAGCAUCAAAUUGUGAAGCGUAAUAUACAAAAUAUUUUGACACUACAAAAUUCAGGGAAUAAGGGAAGGCAAUAUGCAACUUUAGAUGAAGUUACAGCAGCUAUAAGCAAAAUGAAAAAUGGAAAGUCACCUGACGAAUUAAAUCUAAUGAGUGAACAUUUGAAAUGUGGUGGUCAAAUAGUACCUAUAAUUUUAAAAGCUCUUUUUGAUCGUGUUUUACAAGAAAGAGAUGUACCUGAAAUUUUUCAGUCUGGAAUUAUUACACCAAUACACAAGAGUCAUGGUAAACCCUUGCAGGAUCCAAAUUCUUAUAGGCGAAUUACAGUAUGUAGUAUAAUGGGAAAAGUUUUUGAGACUAUACAUUUGUCGAAAAUUUCACCAGAUUUAGAUAGACUUCAAAAUAAAUUGCAACGUGGUUUUACUAAACGGGUAUCUCCAACAAAUGCAGCUUUAUUGCUUACUGAGGCGCUAGCUGAUGCAAAGGAUCGUAAAAAGAAAGUAUUUGUAGCCUUUAUUGAUGCCUCUAAAGCAUUUGAUGUUGUGUGGCAUGACUCUUUAAUGUUAAAACUUUUUCAGUCUGGAAUUAAGGAUGAGGAUUGGAUUGUUGUAUAUAAAUGGUAUCAACAAAUGAGAUCAAAGGUUAAGUGGGAUGGACAGUUUUCUAGAGCUUUUGAUGAGCAACAGGGAGUUAGACAAGGAGGUAUUUUGUCUCCUACUCUGUAUAAACUUUAUAUUAAUCCAUUAUUAGAUUGGUAUCAAAACAAGCAUUUGGGCUUCCGUAUUGGAACGAUACAUAUUGCUUCACCAGCAUGCGCAGAUGAUAUUGUGUUAUUGGCGGAAGAUGCUAUUUCAUUACAGACAAUGUUAAAUUUACAAGAAACUUUUGCAAAUAAAGAUAGAUAUUUUAUUAGUGAAGCUAAAAGUAAAAUUAUGACUUUCAAUAGUAGAAGAAAUGAAAAAUGUGUGGAUGAAUUUUAUUUACAUGAAAAACCUAUAGAACAUGUUGUUUCAUAUACUCAUGUGGGAAUUAAUCGAAAUUCAGAAGAAAAAUGUUUGGUAUCAGAAAGAAUUAAAUUAGCUAGACGAACCUGCUAUUCGCUAAUGGGUGCAGGUAUGCACGGAUAUAAUGGAGUCAACCCGAAUAUAGUCAUCAAACUAUGGAAUACAUAUGUUCGCCCACGAUUAAUUUUUGGACUAGACUGUGUAACACUUAGCAGAAAGGAAUUGGAUGAAUUGAACUUUUUUCACAAAUCACAACUUAAAAUUCUGCAAAAUUUGCCAGAACGAACCGCUGAUGCAGCAAUAUAUAUUCUGUCUGGCCAAAUGCCAAUAGAAGCGUUUUUACAUAGACAAAUUUUAGUGAACUUUGGUAACAUUGUGCGAAAUAAUGAUAUAGAGAAGGAGAUUUGUAUUAGACAACUUGUGAUGAAGGAUAACACCUCUCAUAGCUGGUUUAUAUAUGUGGACGCUAUACUCUCAUUGUAUGAAUUUGAAUCUAUUUUUGACAUUUUAAACUCGAUUCCAAAUAGAGAAAGCUGGAAAAUCUAUGUGAAACAGAGAAUAGAAACAUUCUGGAAACAGAAGAUAACGAAUAUGGCAGAAGGCAAAUCUACUCUUCGCUUCUUGCAUCCUAUGUCAAUGAAUUGUGGAACUGUUCAUAACGUUUGGGCCAACACAGGACUUGACUCUAUUUCUAUUAUGAAAGCUAAUGUAAAAGCUAGAUUACUUACAGGAGUGUAUACACUGCAAUCAAAUCGUAGUAGAUUUAACAAGUAUGAAUGAAGUAGGAGAUAUAAGGCUACUGGUGCAGUGUAAAAGGAAAUCCGAGUGAAGUACCAAUAAAAAUGUGC